Molecule: messenger RNA, 1059 nt
Organism: Mesorhabditis spiculigera
Lineage: Eukaryota; Metazoa; Nematoda; Chromadorea; Rhabditida; Rhabditidae
Source: the annotation of a GenBank genome assembly
AUGGACAAACUGCUCGCCGUCCAACGCCAUCUCCGCUCCAUGGUAGACGCCCCGGCCACGCAGUUCGCUUGCGCCUACUGGAACGCUAACGUGGCCAAUAAUAUGAUCUUCCGCAUGGAGGAAGUUGAACAGGCCUUCGACCGCCUCGGCAGCAUCAUCACCGGCUCCCCGGAGGUGGACGCUUGCAUGGAAAUUGCAUAUGAAGCCCGCCACUUGUCGUCGGCCAUCGCUAAUUUGGAGAUGCGGGUCCUUAUUGCCGAGCCCGGCGGCGAAUCCAUUCUGUGCGACACCUCCCACACGGCCGAUCUCACCAAUGCUUCUACGCAAUCCCUUCACACGCCCAACGACACCUUCACCGCGGCUGAGGGCCCAAUCAUCACCGAGCGGGAUGACCUUCCCACUCACCUCAGCUACUCGUGCGAAUCGUUCAAGUCGGCCGCCGAUACCCUGCCCGAAAGCGUUGCGGUGAGCUCCAAGGCUCGGGUUGAGAUUACUGAGAGCGAGACUCGCCCAAUGUUCGUCUCCACGACCGUCAUCGAUGACAAGCACUUCGUGAACCCGGUGGCCCAGUCGCCGAUGUGCCCGACCGCCCGCGACAAGUCGACUGAUUCGAUCACCACGGCGGAUGUUCAGCCAUCGGCGGUGACCGCCGACGUCCACACUAACCCCUGCAACACUUACACAGCUGAUUGCUUCACUGCCCACGAGAUCCCCAGCUCUUAUGUGAUCUCCGCGAACAACGACGAGAGCAUGGUCGAGCCGCUGACGUCGGUGUUCACGGCUAUGGAAGGGUCUGGAACCACCUUGAACCUGAAGACCACCACCGCUCGUAGCCGUUCGCCUGCGGUGGCCCCCUCCGCGAGCCUGGUGGUAGGUGGGCCUUCCGGCCGCCGAAUGACGGCGUUCCGGCUUAUUCAGAGCAUGCUGACGGCGCGAGGCCUGUCUCUCGAGGAUCUGCGCACGGCCAUCUCGACCACCACGCCCACUCACCUCGCACGCUGGGAUAAUGAGCUCAACACCGAGCACACCCAAAACGACGUCUCCGAAGUGGGCGCCGAU